AUGGCCGAACACCCCCACAUGCUCAGCGCCGAGCCCAUCGAAAUCGACUACGAGGCCUUGCCAGAUGACGCCAGCAUAGCAGCCCACCUUCUGGCCGGAGCGUUUGCCGGCAUCAUGGAGCACACCGUCAUGUUCCCGAUCGACCUGAUCAAAACGAGAAUGCAGAUGAUUGCGCUGGGCCAGCCCUUGAGCAAGUCUGUCAUUGGUUCCAUCUCCAAGAUCUCCAGCCUGGAAGGUGCCUACGCCUUGUGGCGAGGAGUUUCUUCGGUUGUUUUGGGCGCCGGUCCGGCCCACGCUGUGUAUUUCUCUGUUUUCGAGGCCACCAAGACCAUGUUGGUGAACCGCUUGACCGACCAGAAAUCCACCAAAAUCGUCACCGACGAGUCCCACCCAUUGAUUGCGUCGGGCGCCGGUAUAGCCGCCACCGUGGCCUCGGACGCCUUGAUGACGCCGUUUGACGUGUUGAAGCAGAGAAUGCAGUUGGGUACCUCCACCACGGCAGCGUCGCAGUCCCAAUCCGCCAAACUAAUGAAAACAGCCGCCCAGAUCUACCGCCAGGAAGGCUUGUCGGCGUUCUUCAUCUCAUACCCCACCACGCUCUUCACCAACAUCCCGUUUGCCGCCUUGAACUUUGGCUUCUACGAGUACCUGUCGCAGUUGUUGAACCCAGACAACAAGUACAACCCAUACUACCACUGCAUCUCGGGCGGUAUUGCCGGAGGUAUCGCCGCCGCCUUGACCAACCCGUUGGACUGUAUCAAGACGGCGUUGCAGACCCGAGGCGUGUCGCAGAACGAGCUGUUGCGUUCCAUCAACGGCUUUGUCUCGGCCUCCAAGGCCUUGUUGAAGCAGGGCGGCAUGGGCGCUUUUGCCCGUGGCAUCAAGCCCAGGAUCAUCUUCAACGUGCCGGCCACCGCCAUCUCCUGGACCGCCUAUGAGAUGGCCAAGGAGGUCUUGUUGAGAGACUAA
This is a messenger RNA of Candidozyma pseudohaemuli, 969 nucleotides long. It is a transcript of the gene MRS4, whose product is annotated as Fe(2+) transporter. The transcript has a single exon. The record is from RefSeq and is a predicted model, not a curated record. The coding region runs from base 1 to 969 and encodes 322 amino acids. Gene Ontology annotation, molecular function: ferrous iron transmembrane transporter activity. Gene Ontology annotation, biological process: iron import into the mitochondrion. Gene Ontology annotation, cellular component: mitochondrial membrane. Lineage: Eukaryota; Fungi; Ascomycota; Pichiomycetes; Serinales; Metschnikowiaceae.